This is a messenger RNA of Cervus elaphus (red deer), 475 nucleotides long. Its product is annotated as histone H2A-Bbd type 1-like. Gene Ontology annotation, cellular component: nucleosome. Lineage: Eukaryota; Metazoa; Chordata; Mammalia; Artiodactyla; Cervidae. The transcript has a single exon. Gene Ontology annotation, molecular function: protein heterodimerization activity; structural constituent of chromatin; DNA binding. The coding region runs from base 40 to 390 and encodes 116 amino acids. The record is from RefSeq and is a predicted model, not a curated record.
GUCAGUCUGGGCUGACCGAGGCAACAUCCAGCCGACACCAUGUCUCGGGGAAGACGCAUCUGGAACUGCCAUCGCAGUAAGAGGCAUUCUCGUUCCACCAGGGCCGAGCUGCAGUUCCCCGUGAGCCGCGUGGACCGCCUCCUGCGAGAGCGUCAGGGCGCCCAGCGCCUGAGCUCAUCCACACCGGUGUUCCUGACCGCAGUCCUUGAGUACCUGACAGCCAACAUCCUGGACCUGGCGGGGAAGGAGGCCGGCGCCAGCCACAGGAUGCGCAUCAGCCCAGAACACGUGCAGAGGGCUCUGAUCAACAAUGAGAAUCUCUGCCACCUCUUCGAGCCCAACGCCUUCGCUCAGCCCGCAUCUGCACCAACCCCUCGCAAGAGGAAGUAGGGAUGCCCAGGCCCCCAAGUCCAGCCACACCUCAUCAGUAGCUUCAUCUCGCCCCAAACUGCCCACAGAUGAGGGAGGCCUGGCC